CAGUUUUGUUUGAAGCGUCAACACGUGCGGUAGUCACUCGUCCUUGGUCCUGCUACCCGAAUUUUGUCCAACUUUUGUGAAAGGACUCGCUGACUUUCGCGUAGCGCGAAAUAAAUAUUCUUAUUGCAAAGUGCACGUCAGUCAGUCAGCAAUUGAAGCGAAUCGAAUCGAAUCGAAUCGAAUUCAAUUGAAUAAAUUCUCAAGUGCUGCCUCCUCCAGAAAUACCAACAAAAUAAGGGAAAAAACAAAACAUCCAAUUCAACCGAUUUAUUAAUGAUUUUUGUUGUUUUUGUUGCGUGCCGGCAUUAAUACAAAAUAGAAAAUAAAUUCAAAAUAAACCAAGAGGAGAAGGGCAAGUCGGGCGGCUGAAUUAAUCAAAUUAAAAGUACUUGGCCGUGCAAUUACGCAGAAUGCCGUUUGCCUUUUAAGUUGCAUAUUGUUCGGCGAUCGGAGGAGAAGUGGGAGCCGUGCGGACUAAAGCAGAGCGGAUUGGACUGAACUGAACUGGACUGGAGUGGAGUGGAGUUGAGAAGCGGAAAGGCGGAAAAGCGCGGAAAAGCGGAAAAACGACGAACGUUAAGCAGGCGAGGUGAGGUGGAGAAGAAGUGCCACUGACAGUGGCAGUAAGUUACGGGCCAAGUUUCGCCGGAGUCGCCUUGUCGCUGGCGCAACUGGCAUAACUCAGAGCUGAUGAAAUAUGGAGCUGCUGCAGGCCCUCUGCUGUACGCUGCUCCUGCUUUUGGCCCGGAUGCAAGUUCUGCUUGCCGUCAGUUGGGAGGAUUGGUGGACAUACGAUGGCAUCUCAGGACCUGCCUUUUGGGGCCUCAUCAAUCCGGAGUGGUCGCUCUGCAACAAGGGUCGUCGCCAAUCGCCGGUCAAUCUGGAACCCCAACGCCUGCUAUUUGAUCCCAACUUGAGGCCCAUGCACAUAGACAAGCACAGGAUAUCCGGAUUGAUCACUAAUACGGGCCACAGCGUCAUCUUUACGGCCGGCAAUGAUACGGUGGCCAACUACGACGGUAUGCAGACGCCAGUGAAUAUAUCGGGCGGACCGUUGUCGUAUCGCUACCGUUUCCACGAGAUCCACAUGCACUACGGAUUGAACGACCAAUUUGGAUCGGAGCACAGUGUCGAGGGCUAUACGUUCCCGGCGGAGAUACAAAUAUUCGGCUACAAUUCCCAGCUGUAUGCAAAUUUCUCAGAUGCCCUCAAUCGCGCCCAGGGCAUCGUCGGUGUCUCCAUUCUGCUGCAGCUUGGAGAUCUCUCGAAUGCGGAGCUGCGCAUGCUCACCGAUCAGCUGGAGCGCAUUCGCUAUGGCGGCGAUGAGGCCUUCGUUAAGCGUCUCUCCAUCCGCGGACUGCUACCGGACACGGAUCACUAUAUGACCUACGAUGGAUCCACAACGGCACCUGCCUGCCACGAAACAGUCACCUGGGUGGUGCUCAACAAGCCCAUCUACAUCACAAAGCAACAGUUGCACGCCCUGCGCCGCCUGAUGCAGGGCAGUCCAGACCACCCGAAAGCGCCCCUGGGCAACAAUUACCGGCCGCCCCAGCCGCUCCUGCACCGGCCCAUUCGCACCAAUAUUGAUUUCAAGACGACGAAGUCGAACGGCAAGGCCGCCUGCCCCACCAUGUACCGCGAGGUCUACUAUAAAGCGACCAGUUGGAAACAGAACUAGAAGUCAGCGACGUGAUGUCGUAACGUAACGUAUCGUAAGCGUAAGCGUAUGACGUAAGUAGCGAGCGGCAUGCAACAGGAGCUUCCACUAAACAUACAUAUAAACAAGGCGAUGCCGAGGGAAAAGGACACGGACCGAAAGGAUUAAGAUGGAAGAGGAAUGGGACAAGGAGUGGGAUAGAGGAUCACAAAGGAAUCAGUGCAGCAGCGGCCAAAGAAUGGCGAUUGGAAUUACACACAUCUAUAAAUAUAAAUAGGCAAAAGAAUAAUAUGGAUAGCGAUUACGAUUACGAUAAUUAGCAUUAAAUGUGCAUUUUUUUUUUGUCUCCCCCUAAACGAAAAUCAAUCAGACCUUGAUUGCAGUCAGAGGUUACUUUUUUUUGUGUGUGCAUAGCGUAAGUACAAUAACGAUUAAAAACAAGAAAAACAACAGCGAUGAAUAGUAAUCAUAAUUACGGACAUAACCAUUAACGUAAUCCAUAAAACCAAAUACUAUUGUAUAUUUUAAGUUAGGCCGGACAACGUGAAAAGAUCAAAAUAAUAUAUACAGCAAGCAUACAAAAUACGAGUAUCGAUAGUUGGCAAAGUGUUAUGGCAGGCAUUAUGCAAAACCCACCCAAAGAACAGACCUUAAAUCCAUACCCAUACCGUUGGAUGUAUGAAAACAUUCUGUUUAUGCCCCCUCUAAAUGUGUAUAGAGCGUACUUUGUGUGUGUGCGUGUGUGUUUGUGGACAUUAGGUAAUAACAUUAACAAUAAUCAAGUGUUAAUCUUUAUGAGAGAGAGUACAUCAAUGCGAAAAAAAAACUACCACAAUGCUAUUAAUUUUUAUUGCACGCGUUGCAUAGCCUGAUAUUUUCAUAUAUUGCCGUUCAUAUUUUAAGAUUUAAUCCUGUACUUUAACAACAUAUUUUUGAUUAUUGAAAAAUAUAAUUAUUUACCUUUGCCUUUUUUUUUUUGUACAUUAACUUAAUGCUUCAGCUUAUUAUUUUAGUGUCUAAAAUCCUACGUAUUUGUUUUCAAAAUUCGAUCAGUAAAACGUGACGAACUACUAAUAUAUUAGCCAAUUUUAUGGGCUUAAAAAGGGUCCCACAGGGCAAUGCAGACAUCCAUUGAGGACUUAAAAUACUUGCGCAUUUAAUUGCAAUUUUAAAAUUAUGAUUUUGGGCAUUUUUAAUACGUAAUCCCGAAGUGGAGGCACCACCAGCGUUGCAGUGUCGCCGCAAACGCGUGCAUUUUGCAUUUUAAAUGCACUUGACCGCAGAGCAUUCACUGUUCCGCCAGUUCCCCACCGGUUUGUGUAACCGGGGACCUUAUCGAGCCAACUCACCCGGCAUCCUGCAUCAUCCUCGAGCACCCAGAUGCCACCCUGCACCACUAUGCACCAACGUGCCCCACCGUGCAACAUCCAAAAACCACCCGGCAAUGUCGGGCUGUCGCUUAUCGAACGGCAAAUGCAACAUGAAACCACAAAAUCUGUUGCGGUUAUUUAAAAUCACGUUUAAAUACGAAAGUGCUGGCUGUCUCUCGCUUCGUUUGGGUUUUUUGGCCAGUAUAAAAAUCAACUUUUUAAUGGCCGAAAGGAAAAUGAUUACGUAUACGCCGCGUGGCCGGGGACAUGGCCGAAAACUGGCCAAAGCUGUACAACUUUUGUGUGUUUUUUUUUUUUUUUUUUUUUUGCUUUAGUAUUGCUGGCUAGCUAUAAAUACCCCUUUUGCAAAAUCACAUAAUAAUUUGUAUAAACAUUUGCAUUAUUUGCACAAGUUGACAUUUUGCAGUUUUGUUUUUGUUCGUCGGCAUUCGACUGAAACUUUUUGAGCUCUUUGUUUCAUUUAGUUGGUUUUCAGUUUAUGCAUUGUUAUUUGAUGUUUUUCUUUUUUUUUAUUUCCAUUUUAUUCUUUACUUUUUUGUUUUGGCUGUGCAUCGAGGGAUUUGCCAAUGGGAAAUUAUGACUUAAAUUAAUACAUGGCAAGUGUAAUUUAUUUGAGUGAAUCAAGCGGCAGCUGCUGCCUCAAACUGAUACCCAGCAUUGUUUUGUGGACACAGUGUCGUUGAUUAGAUUUUUCAAUUAGUACAGCAAAUUUACAAAAAUCGCUUCCAUUUUACCCCGUUCAAAAGACUUAAAACUAAGUAUAGCUUAGUUUUUAAAGUGUCAACCAAAAACCAACUACUUUCCUUCGAUAAUUCGCACACUUUACAUGGUAUUUGCAAAUACCAUCACUAAGCCGCUGCAGUGACCUAAUUAGCCUGGCCAGGGAAUUACGCAGUCCAUCAGUUUAUUUGCAGCAAACUCAAUUCCAACUUUGGCCUGACUUUCAAUCAAUCAAAUGGUUUGGGCGAGGCGGGUCAACUCUGGCCAAACUGAUUUGCGGUGAGUUCUGCACGAUGCAGCAUAGCUGCAGCACAAGUGGGCGUAGAGGCGGGGGGCGUGGCUGACCACUGAAGCUGGACAGAUGGGGCUAACCCGACACAUUUGUAUAUUGACAGGAAACGAGUGAGUGAAUGCAAAGUGCAGGUGUAGCAAUAUUUACUUAUUUCUGGAUUACAUACUGUUAAGCCUCUUAAAUGAAUGCGUCUUUUGAAAUCAGUAAUUUUUAAUCAAAUGCACAUAGUUUACAGGGUAUGCUCACUGUUUCACUGAUGCGAUCUUUCUUAUUCAGCGUGAACUACCAUUUUAUCGCCACCCAAAAAAUUCUGGCUGGAUGAUUUAUGUACGGGUAGAAGUACUUCUUUUUACAUCAUUUCAUUUUCAUGAAUAUGCUGUAUAUGCUAUAUGCGGUAUAUGCGAUUGCAGUUGGCCAUUUCGACUAUUGGCCAUUUUGGUGAUUAUUUUUAAUACAUUGAAAUUGUGGAUGGCAUGGAGCUUCCAUUGGUGUGCAUUUCGGACUCAGAUAAAAGACAACAUCGAUCAUGACAGUCGAGAGGAGGGCAAAACCAUUCGGAGCGGACCUGCAAAUAUUGCAAUUUGACAAAGUGACAAAUUCGCAGUCAUUCAUUUUUCUGUGGAUGUAGUAAGCUUCAAGCAAAUUAGGCUGCCGACUAUGUAGUGCCCUGUAAAAAUAUUUAUAUAAAUUACUAAUUAGCUAUAUGUGUUUUAUUUUGUUAGUAAUAAUUGGUUUUUAUGCGCAUUAUCUUAUAUUUACAUAUGCAUAGCUCAACGUGUUAGUAGAUAUAACUAGAAAAAAAAGAAUAUUUUUAUGAAUUGGCAAAUUUCACUAUUUACUGUUAUCAGUUUUUUUUUUCCUAUUCCCAGAAAUGCUGAGCAUAAAAAAGGUGUAAAGUGUUGCAAUAUUUUUAUGAGCAGCCAUCAAGCGAUUGGAAAUUGCAGUGUCAGCCGAUUAAGGCAGCAAAUACGAUGAAUGGGAAAGUGAGCUAGUGAUGUAAUAAUAUUGUAUGAGAAAAGAUAUAUAUCUAUCUAUAGUUAGUUCCCAACAGAUCAGAUUUCCUUGAGGCAUAUUACCAUAUCUCGUUGUUGUGUUUAAAAACUCGAAAUCCAACCGGCAGAUGAGCAAGGCCAAACCACUUUUCCGACCAGUUAUGCAAAUGGCCCCAAGUACAGGGGGUGGUCAAAACCCCAAUCGCAAUACCAAUCCCAAUCCGCAGUCCAAUCCCCAACACAACCAAUCCCCAGACCCAUUUGAACCUUAAAUAACACAGCCCAACCCCACUUUCCUUUGGGGCUAUCGCUGCUGUCCACACAAGACUAAUUAAAUUAUGGAAAUUAAAUUGAAUCGAGCAUAUUUGUUGUUUGCAGUUCAUAAAUUUGCGCUGCUAAAAUGUCCGGAGCAGCUAAUGUUUCGCCCCUUCGGCCGUGACGCCAUGUAAAUCAUUUCACAAUAAAACGCACAGCGCAGCAGCAGCAGCAACAUGCAGCAGCAACAACAACACCAGCAACACACUUAAUUAUGACAUCAUUAAUUUUUAAUAAUGACAAUUUUGCGACAAUAAAUCACUUAACUAACACAAAUGCGCCAGAGCAGCAAUAUGCAUGAAAUUAGUAAACUUUAAACAAUGCGCGUGUGAUUGAGAGUGAGUGUGCGUUUGUGUGUGCGUGUGUGUGGGUGUAAGUGUCCGGAUGGGGGCAUCAAUGGGUUAUGUUGGGCUGGAUAAGCAAAUAAACAGAUAGACUGUCCCCAUUGCCUUGUCCUGGCAUUGAGUGAUGCCAGGCCAACAGGAGGUUGUUGCCGCUGGGCAGCGAUGUUGCUGCGUGGCAGCAGCGGCAGCAACUGCAGAUGCAACAGCAAUUGCGAGUGCGAGUGUCGUGCAUGGGAUGAAUUUAAUUAAUCUCGCUACCGUCAGUUGCACACAAUUGCAAUUAACUUGCAACACUCGCAUAAUUACAGGCGACCUCAUGUUUUGCUACUUAUCAGCAUCAACAUUGACCCAACGACAGCAACAUCCAGCUGCAAUCGCUGGCAAUUGUGAUGGUAGUCGCUGAUACCCUGUAGUAGUAAGCGGAGUAGCUACAGUCUCUAGUUUAUUAGGCAUACGCAAAACAGAAUCGGCUUGAUAAAAUAUAAUAAUAGCAUAACAAUCAAAAUAUCUCGGAGGUGCCACUUGAAUGCCUAUUGUAUGCUUAAAGUUAUAACCAUUUUCGUUGGCCAUUAAAUAACCAACUCACAUAAAAUUUCCACUUUAAAUGCCUAGAAAUAUGCAAUGGUAUUUUGUAGAUGGCUUAACGUGAAGUACUUUUCUGAACUCUUCAAUGAUUUUGAAAACAGUCUUUCAAUUAGAAAAAUUACUUAUAUGCAUCAUAAUUUUUUUUCGAUUUUCCUCAGUCGCUUAUACCCUCUUUUUUUUACUUUCCCAAAAGGGGCAUAACGAGCGACAAGCUUGCCCUGACACAUGGUCGACUCUCAAUCUCUCCCUCUCUCUCUGUCUGCCUGUCCAUCUGUCUCUGUCCAUCCAUCCAUGUGUAUGUGUAUGUGGGUGGCUGAGUAUGUGAUUGUGUGAGUGUGUGUGUGGGCAGUGGUUGGCUCAUUGGUCAUUUGGUUGCAGCUCGGUUGGUGUUAGCGGUUGCUCGUCAUCGUCAUCAUCAAACUGCUGUUGUUGUUAUUGCUGCCGUUCGGCGACUGAUUGCAAAUGUUGUUGCAGUUGUUGUUGUUGUUGUUGCUGCUGCUGCUGCUGUUUGUUAAUGCCUGUAGAGCACAAAGCUGCUGCCUUGUGGUCAAGUGAGGCACCUGCCGCAAUGCCACCACCCCAUUACCAACCAUCCGCUGCCAUCCGCCUGCCACCCACCACCCACCACCAAUCGCAUCGCCAACCGCCCGCCAAUGUCACUGCAAAUUAACAUUUUGUAACGCGUUUCGGUUGCUGCCGUGUUUUCAUUUCACACUUUGGGCAUUUGUCCACGUGAGUGUGUGUGUAUUUGUGUGAGACAUGCAUUUGACACAGGAACUGGACAAGGCAAUUGCCCAGGAAACACCGCCCACCACCCACCACCCAUUCUGUGGCAAAUUUGUUGUAUUUGCGCCUGAUUGCCAAAUCAAAUAUUUGGCAUACACGGCAACAAAAUGCCAAGCUAAUGAAGGCAGACCAUAGGAAUUCAAGUCCAUACAAUUCGUAUAAUUAAAGUGAUUAAAGAGAGAGAUACAAUCAGCAGUCAGUCAGUCUAAAGCUAUUCUAUAUCUUCAUAGAUUUUGGUUAAAUUUUAAUUUAUUAAUAAUGCUUACAACCUACAAUCUACUGUGUAGUCUAGAGCAAAGGUCAGUAAACAGAGGCUCAACGGAAAAGUGUAUAAAGAGUUUGGCUUCCAUUUCACACGUUAAUAAAUAAUAGACUUUCGAAAGGAGCGAAUUUGGGGAAAAAAAAAACUGUUUAAUUUGCACAAACAAAUUUUGUUCGAGUUGUGCUCACAGCUCGCUGAUUGUUGGGCAAAUUUUUGUUGAUUUCUUGUUUACUCAUGGAUCCCGAAACUAACCAGCAGCACACCCACAUCCACACACAAACACACCAAACGAGCCGGAAAAGAAUUAAUUUGGGUCAAGCACCCCAAUAAACAAUGAUAAGCUAUCCAACUAGACGAUAUCCUAAUGUAACUAGGCAGAAAGGCACACAUAUAUUCGCUGUAAGAUUUAUGUAUGUAUAAUGAACAAUGAAGCAACAAAAAUAGUUCACUUAGCGGCGUAGUAAUGUAAAUUUUUUUGGAGCAGCAGAAACUCCACCGAAUAAUCCUAUAUAUAGUAACAUAUAGCGUAAUUAAACCAAUACGAAUAUGAUAUAUAUUCAUCACAUAGUGAAAACCAAACUAAAUGCUUUGUAUGUUUAACGAAUUAAGUAGCGAAACCAAGGCGAACACCAAGUGUGUAGUGUAAAAAAAGGACAGCAAAAUAUUAUAGCAAAAGGAUAUAUAUACAUAUAUAUAUAUAUAGAUAUAUGUAACUCCCAGAAAUCAGCUUGCCCCAUUGUUGUGUGUUGAAAUCCCUCGAAUAUAGUGCUAUAUACUGACAUGUGUAAAAAGAUUUGCAGGCCACAAAUUAUAUAUAAUUAUAUACAUACAUCCCUAAAGCGAUAUAUAUAUCUGAGUAU
This is a messenger RNA of Drosophila melanogaster (fruit fly), 8207 nucleotides long. RefSeq names its product carbonic anhydrase-related protein B (gene CARPB). Gene Ontology annotation, molecular function: carbonate dehydratase activity; zinc ion binding. The transcript is spliced from 9 exons. Bases 698 to 1681 code for a protein of 327 amino acids. The record is from RefSeq and is marked reviewed. Lineage: Eukaryota; Metazoa; Arthropoda; Insecta; Diptera; Drosophilidae.